Messenger RNA from Babesia ovata, 444 nucleotides. Its product is annotated as PTS sugar transporter subunit IIA, putative. The transcript has 2 exons. The record is from RefSeq and is a predicted model, not a curated record. Bases 1 to 444 code for a protein of 147 amino acids. NCBI's taxonomy places the organism in Eukaryota, Apicomplexa, Aconoidasida, Piroplasmida, Babesiidae.
AUGAAGCGAAUUCCCGAAAUUGUGGAAGAAGGAGACAAGCUCCCCGGUGGUGCGAGGCGUCCGCCUGGUGAGGCAGGUGAGGUAAGAGCACAACGUCAGCAAGGGAUCGUCGCCGCCGCAGGCGGGAGAGAGGAUGGUGGAAAUUUCCUUUCCUGUUUGCUGAGGUUUAGGCAAAUCCUUUUCCUCAAAUCCCAUCCUGACACGGCUCUUGCAGCAGAUGUUGCAGCGGUCGAAGGGUCAGGAAGGCCUGGAGGGGAGAGUUGGGAGACGAUACAUUACUGCCGUACUCACAAUCCUGCCAGCCACCGAGAGAUUGAUCCCGAGAACACUGCGACUUUAGGAACGCCAACUGGUGGUAGCAGGCGUAGGCGUAGUCCCGCAGCUGGCAGAGGAGGCACGCAGGGCAGGGGGAAUAAUAAAAAGCAUAAUUCUCUUGGUCCUUGA